GCCGACCAAAUGGAGGACAUCAACAACAUAAUGCACCUCCACCAAGGGAGCAUUUCCAGCCAUAUGUGCCACAUGUGCAGCAAAAUCUUCCAAAUUUGCCAGGACAGUACAUCAAUCGUGAUCAGAUCGUCGACAUGGUGCAGGAGGCUUAUGGUCCAGUUCUGAGGCCUCUUGUCAGACCUGCCUACAGAAAACCAUAUCCAGAUUUCGUAGACCAAGAGAAUCCUUUUCCAAGGGGGUUCAAGGUUCCAGAAUUCACUCUAUUUUCCGGAGAUGGUGGAUAUUCUACAAUUGAACACAUAGGCCGCUUCACAAUUCAGUGUGGCGAGGUCUCCGGUGAUGAUAAUCUGAAGCUCAGAUUUUUUCCCAGCUCAUUAACUAGUACAGCUCUCACCUGGUAUCUAAGUCUGCCACAGAAUUCUGUUUAUACUUGGAGGCAGAUGGAAGAUCUUUUUCACAUCCACUUCUACCGCAGUGAGCCAGAAGUGUCCAUGGCAGAUUUAUCUCGUCUGGUGCAGCGACCUGGAGAAACAUCUGAGGCCUUUUUGGCCAAAUUUCAGAAGGCCAGACUUAAGUGCAGAGUUGCCCUGCCAGAACAGGAAUUUGUCAAGCUAGCACAAAAUGGUCUGGACAUUGAAUUGAGGAAAAAGUUUGAGGGAAUGGAGUUUCGUGAUUUCUUUGAGUUGUCUUACAAGGUGGCUCGUUAUGAAAAUCUAUUGCGAGAGGGCACACAAAGGAAAUCUGCAUCUCAUGGGACGUAUUAUGGUGAUGCCAACUUUGAUCUGGAUGUGGCAGAAGUGGUGGCAGACAAGCCAGUUGUUUGCCCAGAUUUAGUUAAAGUGGCCCAGCAGACCGACAGAACAGAGAAAAUCGACAAGGGAAUUCUGCGUUUUCCAGAUAAGGCCAAAGAAACUAUGGGAGUUGAUGCAGAUCCAUUCCCUACCAUGUCUGUUGGGGUGAACGCGGCAGAUCUCAGGAGCAUUGCCAGAGACAGAACUCAGACAUAUUAUAGGCGCAGACUUGCAGCUGAUGAUCUGAGGGCUGCAGAAAGACACCAACAGCAGAUUACAGACUCGGGGGGCAUGGCAGAUCAGGCACCGCCGCUCCCAGCAAGAAGAAAAUCAGUGUGGGUCCGUAAGGAAAAAGGGAGCUCAUCUGGUCAGAAUGCUCCAAAAAAGGAAGAACCACCCAGAAUUCCAACAUCACCUCGAGUUCUGGCUGUGGAAUCCAAUGAAGAAACUGGUUUGAAGGCGAAGUUUGAUGUGCCGGAUAAAGCGAAAAAUUCAUCAAAUGUAAUCUGUUUUGGUGAGUUUUCCGUGAAUCUAUCUUGUUUGGUGAUCACCCUUCCUUUGGUCUUUCAAGUAAGAGACCAGUUAGAAUCUACAGUCUGUCACCAGACAGAUUUGACUGAGGAAGAAGAAGUCAUUGAGAUCCCAGCUAAGGAAGAGAGAGGCAUGGAUUCAGCAGAUAAAAUCAUUUUCGAAAAACCAGAAGAGAGGAUGGCCAAGCACAUUAGGCCAUUAUACAUUCAGGCACAUCUGGAUGGUAUGCCAAUAAAUCGAGUUCUGGUGGAUAAUGGAGCAGCUGUCAAUGUUUUGCCAACUUGUCUUCUGCACAAGAUUGGCAAAACUUUGAGUGAUUUAAUGGAGACAGAAGUGACAAUCAGUGACUUUACUGAUGAGUACUGCCAGAUUAUGUCAGAUGUGCAUAACGGAAUCUGUGGUGCACACCAAGCUGGAAUUAAGAUGAGAUGGCUAAUUCGCAGGCAUGGGUUCUUUUGGCCAUCAAUCUUGAGAGAUUGCAUCAGCUAUGCUAAAGGUUGCAAAGCCUGCCAGAUUCAUGGACCGCUGCAGAGAGUUCCAGCGUCAGAACUCCAUCCAAUUGUCAAACCAUGGCCAUUUCGAGGAUGGGCCAUAGAUUUGAUUGGUAAGGUUUAUCCUCUUUCCACUAGAGGGCAUUCUUUUAUUAUUGUUGCCACAGAUUACUUUACCAAGUGGGUGGAAGCAAAGCCAAUGAAGAAGGUUGACCAAACUGAUAUUAUUAAAUUUCUCAAGGAGGAAAUCAUUCACAGAUUCGAUUUGCCAGAAACAAUGACUUCAGAUCAAGGGACAGUUUUUGUUGGUGCACAAGUUGAAGCAUUUGCAAAAGAAAUGGGAUUUAGGUUACUCACUUCAACCCCUCAUUAUGCUCAAGCCAAUGGUCAAGCUGAAGCUUCCAACAGAAUUGUGAUAAAUCUGCUGGAAAAAAUGGUUGAUGAUAAUCCAAGGUGUUGGCAUGAGCUGUUAUCUGACACAAUAUGGGCUUACAGAACUUCACAAAGGAGUUCUACCAAGGUAACUCCAUUCUCUUUAACUUUUGGACAUGAUGCUGUUCUGCCCAUGGAGUUAUCUGCUAGAUCAUUGCGUAUAGCGAUUCAACAUGGUCUCACUUCUGGAGAAUAUAAUGAAGCAAUGAUUCUAGAGUUAGAAGACCUUGAAGGUAUGCGAUUGACGGCCUUAGAUAGGCUGCAAACGCAGAAAUUAAAAGUGGCUCGAGCAUACAACAAACAGGUGAAAUCUAGAAGUCUGGCAGAAGGAGAUCUAGUAUGGAAAGUAAUUCUGCCACAUGGAAAGAAAGACCCCAGAUUUGGGAAAUGGUCUCCAAAUUAGGAAGGACCAUUUCGAAUACAUGAAGUGCUUAGAGGAGGAGCAUAUUGUCUUGAAUCAUUAAAUGGAGAGUUACAUCCUCGAAAAAUAAAUGGAAUCUACCUUAAACCUUACUAUCCUAUGAUAUGGGAGGCUAGAGGUUUGGAUACCAUUGAUUCUACCUGAGACAGAUUUGAGGUAGAAUUUGUACAGUAUUUUAUUUCAUCGUUUUAAGCAUUUUAUCAUUCAAUAAAAGUGCUGAGCCAAA
Molecule: messenger RNA, 2892 nt
Organism: Rubroshorea leprosula
Lineage: Eukaryota; Viridiplantae; Streptophyta; Magnoliopsida; Malvales; Dipterocarpaceae
Source: the annotation of a GenBank genome assembly